Messenger RNA from Metschnikowia bicuspidata var. bicuspidata NRRL YB-4993, 2442 nucleotides. RefSeq lists its product as uncharacterized. Gene Ontology annotation, molecular function: RNA binding. Gene Ontology annotation, cellular component: mitochondrial inner membrane. NCBI's taxonomy places the organism in Eukaryota, Fungi, Ascomycota, Pichiomycetes, Serinales, Metschnikowiaceae. The record is from RefSeq and is a predicted model, not a curated record. The transcript has a single exon. The coding region runs from base 1 to 2442 and encodes 813 amino acids.
AUGACGGGUGUAUUGGACUACCUGAAACAAGACGAGGUUCUUAUAUUCUUCGACAACUUAUAUCCCAGAUGGCUUGCCAAAUUGGCUUACACGAGAAGUUUGGGUUAUAUUGUAAGGAAGCUCAAUCCCCCUGUGUACGACUCAAAAGUGAAAGAAAUGGUGGUGGGCCUCGUGAACAAUGAUAGCACCCCUUUGCCUGCGGGCGCCAGGUGUGAGAGUUUCGUUCCUUUGAAACGUGAUGGAGGUGCCUUUGUCAAGUUCUUGGUGCCCCCGAACUCGAACCCAAAAGAUCUUGUGGCGACGAUUGAAAAAAACCUAGAAUCUGUGGCUCUGGGAUCUUCUUUGGUCUCGUACUGGAAAUUCGUUAGUCGUUUUCCAAAAGCUCUGCAAGUUAAAGGCACGCCAUGGAUCGAGGAUUUGAGUCGGUUUCCUUCCCGCAAGCUCAAAGUGAUAUUCCAGGGUGACUCUCUCACCGAGGAAGAAUUGUACCAGUUGUUCAGAAGAUAUGGUCCUAUAGUGGACAUCAUUCCCUCAUCUAGUUCUGUUCCCCAUGCGACGGUCUUGUUCAAGUCAACGGACCCUUGUGUCAGAGCCAAAAACUGUGUCACUGGGUUGAAGCUCAAUGAAGGCAAAACCACUUUGCACUUGCAGUACAUCCCAAUAUUACGUGCAAACCACAUCAGCGCAUUCAUUGCCAGUCAUCAGAAGAUUGCCAUUCCUGUGAUCUUGGCCUUGUUGGCCACUAUUGCGGUGUUGAUUUUCGAGCCCAUUAGACAGUACUUCAUCCUGAUGAAGAUCAGACACUACUAUAGCUGGGAAGCACACAAGGACAAGUGGUAUAUCCGUGCAUUAUACAUUCCGUAUAGUAUGAUUGCAUCGAGCUUGAGCGACAGCAGACACUUCAUUGACAACUCUUUGAAUACCAUAACUGGCGGUCUGAAAAAGGAGGUCAAUGUCGACGAUUUGGAAUCGGACAUGUUCUGGACAGAGCGUUUGGAGAAGGCUAACCAGCUCCGGCUUUGGGUCUGUGAAAACGCAAACACUUUUAUCAUAGUCAAAGGCCCCAAAGGCUCUGCUGAACGGGAAUUUGUCAUUGAACACGCAUUGAACAUCGAUGACACUUUCAAGAAGCGUCUCUUAGAAAUCGAUUGCGCAAGCUUGAUCAAGACGAGGAGCGAUAAAUCUUUCCUCAAGACUGCGGCAGCACAAUUGGGUUAUUUUCCAUUGUUCACCUGGACAAAUUCUGUUUCUCAAUUCGUCGAUCUCGGCUUGCAGGGAUUGACGGGGCAAAAGUCUGGUCUAAGUGAAUCUAAGGAGACGCAAUAUAAGAACAUGUUACUGUUGGCGCUGGUGGCCAUAAGAAAUGUUGCCUUGAGUGAUUUUUCUGCUUACAAGAAUGAAGUUGAGCGUCAAUACAAAAUGAAAUCGCAAGGCCUGGAUGUGGAACCGAACUUUGCCGCUGCUAGAGAAGAAGAUUAUCUACAAAUGCAUCCUGAAGUGAAACCGGUGAUUGUCAUUAACAAUUUCUUAAGGAAAUCAGACAGUCCACAAGACUUUAUGUACAAGGCUCUUGCAGAUUGGGCUGGUCAAUUGAUCCAAAGCAACUCAGCUCAUGUGAUUUUUAUCACUCAGGAUUCUGGGAGCACUCUGCAUUUGACAUCAGCGCUUCCAAAUCAAGUAUUUAAGACGAUUACUUUGGAUGAUGCUUCCAAUUCAAGUGCUAAACAGUAUGUCCUAAGACAACUACGUGACACCACUGCAACAAAAAACAUUGACUCGUGUCUUGAGCCUCUUGGUGGGCGUAUGCUCGAUUUGCAGGCGUUCGUGAGACGCGUUAAGUCUGGCGAAGAACCGGUAGAUGCUUUAAAUGAAAUGAUACAUCAAGCAUCUGAGCAAAUUACAACGUUUUUCUUGAACAAAUCGCCGGAUAAUUCAGAUUCAGAGAUUCCCUGGAAUACUGCUCAGCUCUGGGCACUCAUUAGGGCACUCGCAAGAAACAACACUAUUGAAAUGAACGAAUUGGUCAAGUCUCCCUUGUUUUCUUUGAACACAGAUACCGUCGCUACUUUGGCUGUAUUGGAGAAGAACGAUUUGAUUUCCUUGAAACGCGAUAAAGGAAUCGUUAAAAAAAUUACCACUGGGCGUCCUUUAUUCAAAGCAGCUUUCAAAGACUUAGUCGAAGACAAAGAAGUGUUCAAACUCUAUGAGACUUUCUUUUUCUCGCAGUUGAUCUCUUUGGAGAAUAACAAGAUUUCGAAGUUGGAGGACCAGAUCUCCAAACUUGCCAGCACCAGCGACUUCAAAUUUAUGAAAGAGAGAAUUGACUACUUGAGCGGUAAAGUGAAUGCCUCAACCUUAAAGGUUCAAGAAUACGAGUCAAACGUCAAGGAAAUAUCAGCCAUGGGAACGACAAAGAAGGCGUCUUCUUUCUUCGGGUUUUGA